CGAGGAAGAGAGCGUGUGAGCAUUUAGUCCUGCCAGAGCACAGUAGUGCAACAUCAACGGAGACGGGAUAAAGAAGCUCUGUGCGAGGGACACGGGAAACAGAGGAAUACACUUCUGAAGAAAAACAAAGAGGGGAUGGAAUGAAAAAAAGCAUCCUACUGCUGUUGGUUAUCCUGUUUCAUCCAAUUUCUGUUGGAGAAUUCCAUAAGCAAAGAAACAGAGAAAACACAUACAUGUGAUAUAUAUAUAAAAUUCCUAUACAUAUAUAUCAAAUUAUGCCUGUUUUCACAGAAGCUGCUUUGGGGGAAGGACUGUGUUGAGGUCCCUUGCAUAACAAUUGGAAGACUGCUUUAAUGAGCAGCAUUUGGUAAAACUGUUGCAUAUUAAUGCUUUUUGCAAAUGAGCGUGAUAAAAGACCAUAAACAACACAAACAGCUUUGCUGCAGUCCCAUUUUUGAAGGCUUCUUGAAAACAGGAUUUUGCAUUGCCUUUUGUUGUCGCCUCUCCAGUUAUCCUGCCCUUGGAACAGGCUGGGGAGUUGAGGCUUGGGUGUGUUGAAUGCAUGGACCGCAUUCCACAGGCUCAGUAAUACAAUCCUGUAUUCACAGCAGUAACGCGGCAGAAAGCCUGCUCUUUAGUUGUGUCUGAAAGAGGGAGAGGUAAGUGAGGAAGACAGAAGAAAGCAGAGAGCAAGAAACAACAAAAAGCAGCAGAGAGGGAUUAUGGAGUCGUGGUAAAUAAACGAAGAUAAGGAAAACAAGGAAGGGACCAAAACAAAUAAAGCAACUAACGACCGACUACAGUAAAGAAGUAGGACACUACGCAGAAAUGUAAUUACACCGCAUGUUCGCUCAAAAUUCAGCUUCUCAUAAAUGUAGACUAGGGAGGACUGGACUAGACUCCACAGGCUGGGGGGGAUUGUUCAGCACACUGCCCUUGUCAUUCCCCUAUCCCCUGCUUGGUAGCACUUGUGGGGUUGUAGUUGUCUGGCAGCAGAGCUGUAUUGGUGACCCCAUCCUUUUAGAAUCCCUCUCAGGUGUGGUGUGGAGCCGAUCCGACAGCACCAAGAGAAACCCACAACAACAGAGAGUGACUGGACCCCCAUCCCUCUAAACCCAUUAAGCCAAACUGACACUGACGGAGCGCUGUCGCCUAUGGAUUUGAAUGUGUGUGUGUGUCUGUGAGAGAGUGUGUGUGUGUGUGUGUGUGUGUGCAUGAGUGUGUGUGAGAAAGGCUGCCUGCCUCAGGUUCUGAGGACCUCUUUUAAAUCUGGACUAAAUCAUCUUUUCAGUUCUCAUAGGACUAUAUUGAAGAACUGCAGGCUGUGCUUUCGCUAGAGGGAGUGGAAACAAAAACCAAUAUACCUUUUUGUCUGGCAUAAUAUAAUAUUGAAGACCAAUUGUAGAAUAACAUCUAACUGGAAUUGCACAUCUGGAAAGGAAAGGAAUGAGAGCAUCAUGUUUCACUUAGCAAAGGGAUUAAAAAUGGCUGCAAGAAAAAUAACAAAGAAUCAAAUGAACAUUCAGUUGGAGACCAGGCAGUUGCUCGAGGCAAGAUAAUCUGAGAGGGGAAUAUCAACACCUCCCAUAUUUAUAGAUUAUGACAAGUGGAUUAUCUAGAAGUUCCAGUGCUUUGCCGUUUCCCCCACUUCAGCAUUGAUUAAUGCUUGGCAGGGCAAUUAUCAAAAUCUGUGUGUCCCUCUCCUAAAUGAAGACGUUUACAGAAAGGAGCUUGGAGCCUUGAGGAAUCUGCUUUUCCGCUGGCGCUGUUGGGAUUCCAAUCUCUCUGAUUUACGGAUAACACUUUCUUUAUUGGGGGGAGAUUUUUUUUUAAAUGCCACGGGCCAGUUCAUUUCUGGGUGACACCUCCUAAACUGGAGGUGCUCCAGAUUUCAGAUCACAUCUGCUAUUGACAUUUGGCAGAAAAGGGCUGUAUUUUCGCAACGCUGCCAGAACUGUGUGUCUGAGUCUGGGACUGAAUCACUGGGGACUCAUUUGUGAGGAGCAGGUUGAGAUUUGGGGUUAGUUUGUUUCACUUACGUGCUCAUCCCCCUUCUUGAUGGCAAUUUAUUACUUCACACUGAGCCUCCUGUACCUGAGUGCCGUAAUAACUCUCAGCAAAGUAAUUGAAAGCACAACUCCUUUUCAAGUCUCUAGUGUGUGAAAUACCUAAAAGGCUAUUUUCAUGUAAUUUUUGGGGGGCCAGUGAGAAGCCUGCAUUUCUGAAGUUGGUGUUUAUUGGCCUGCACCAGCUUUGAGACACUUCAGCAACUGAACAGAAGCAGCAUCCACAGGUAUCAAACAUGGCUGCCAAUUCUGUGCUCAUCUGCCUCGCCUUCAGCUUUCUGCUGGGCUUCACUUCACUGGGUCAGAACUCUAGAGAGGCUGGGGCAGAUGCCCAGGCCACCAACCAGACGGCAGCCACCUCUAAUUCUCCGGAGGCCACGCUGGCCACUCCGGUGGCGGAGGACCAGACCAUCCCAAUGAUAGGCAGCCGCUGCCGGGGCUACUAUGAUGUCAUGGGCCAAUGGGACCCACCGUUCAACUGCAAUGCUGGCGUCUACCUGUUCUGCUGUGGCUCCUGCUUUUACCGCUUCUGCUGCCAGUUCAAGGUGCACAGCCUGGAGCAGGAGUCCUGCUCCAACUACGACACCCCCGUCUGGGCCAACACCGGCAAGCCGGCAGCCCCCGUCACUGAGGUGCAGGAGGAGCCCGACCGAGACCGCACCCACAUGGUCGUCUACAUCAUCUGUGGCGUGGUGGCCAUUAUGGUGCUGGUGGGCAUCUUCACCAAGUUGGGCCUGGAGAAGAGCAGAGGUGGCCAGACAGACAUGACCAACUCUAGGGCCUUGACAGAGUUGUUGAAGCAGCCAGGAGAGGUGGGUGGAGUGGAUGGGACCGGGGGUCACCACCCCAUAGGGACCAAUGGGAUCUCUGGCAGGUCACCGCGCAGCAACAAUGAUCACAACCACCUGAAUAACGCUGCCCUCUCACCCCUGGGUCCAGCGAUGGCACUCUCCCACCCUCACAACAACCUUGGUCUGGGCUUUAACAAGUGCGCCUCCCUCAAGGCUGUGGGGGUUUGGCCACUGGAUAACAGAGCUCUUACUGUAUCUGAACAAAGGAGGACAUUGUUGAGGUCUCUGGGGGUACCAGCAGAUACGGCAGCAAGAGACUACUACAAGGGUUACCCCAUGGUGGACUACUCCCGCCAUCACUCCUCGCCCCCCACCUUCCAGCCCAUCGCCUUUCACAAGGACAAGCCCUUCCUGCCCCCUCCAGACAUCCACGCCCCACUGGCCAUAACCAUCACUGCCGCCCAGCUCCCCAAGCCCAAGAUCUCCAAGACUAACACCCACCCGCUUACCUCUAGCUCGGCCUUCAAAGUCUGGGACCCCAGUAAGGGCCAUGUCCAGCAUCCAACGGCCUCCCACAUCGGGCAGGCACUGCAGCAGCAUCCGCAGCAUCCGCAGCAUCAGCAGCAUCCGCAACAUCAACAACAUCAACAGCAGUUACAUCAACAGCCCAACAGCCGCCGGCAGGCCUACUCCAACAAGCGGAAGUUCAGCAUUGAGACGCUCCCGGAACUCUUCUCCCAGCCUCUGGGCUAUGGACAGUCGCCCCACAUGCACCCCAAAAACAAGGGGCUGCCCACCAACAGCAAGACAGAGGUCACAGUCUGAGCAUGAAUGUUUGGAGAGCAGGAGGGCAAGAAAAGAGUCUAUAGGACUGGGAGUGAGAGCUUUUUGUACGAAUCAAUGUCGUGUUGAUGGCUGGGGGGACGAACAGGAACAAGCAAUCUUCUUUUGCUAUUUUAAUUGCAGGCUUUCUUAGUUAUUGAUAAUGUAACACCCAAAACGGAAGGUAACGAUCACAUGAAGUGACUCGCUCUCUCUAGACCUGGUUCCCCUAAAUUCCCUCUCUGUCCCAGCGUCCUCCCUGUUUUGUUUUGGUCAAUCUCCUCUUUGCUCCCCCUGGCACCACUGCACCCCCCCCCCCCCCCCCCCCCCCCACACACACUUACACACUCUCCUACUUUUUGCAGCCUGUCAGAGUGGUACACAUUGGUAAAGCACCCACAGGACCCUGAACAACAGCAGUGACAAUGCCAUUGUCUUGUCAGCUCCCAUCACUCUCCAUCCAGAACAGAGUAAGAUACCAUUCUGGCAAAUCUGUACCAGCGAGAGAGAGAGGGAGAGGAAGAGAGAGAAACAGCGGGAAAGGGGGUGCUUGUUUAUUCAUCCUGAAGCGUAAAGGAUGAGGAACUAAGCCGGACAGAGGUUUGGUGCGGCAAGCACCUCCUGUUCGUCACCUGCUGGAGAAGAGCCCUGAAGCUUCAGGCCCCCUGGUCGUCAAAGCUGGGGAAUCUCACACAGUGGUUGUGUCUGGAGACUCCCUGGGGAUCGUCAGCGUCCACGUCUCUCAGCGAUGUGUUGUUUGUUGUUGUCUUAACCGGUGCAUCGGAAAGGGCAAACAGCGCAGGUAUCAGCAAGGUCACCACAGUCGUGUUAACUGGUACGGUCUAUGUUAGUGAAGCUUCAAAGCAAAUCGCAAGGGACAAUAGGCGCCUGCUAGAGGGCAGGACAGGCCACCGUGUCUGUCCUGGGUAAUAUGGUGCCAAAGGCAAUACAAGGGUGGAAAGUUGCAGGUGUGAAGUAAAGGUCAUUGCUUUUUUAUUUUAUCUUAGCUUUGGCUUGCUGUUGAAGUAUUUAUCCAAACAUGAAUGCACAAAAGUCAGGAAGAAAGAAAACUCAUACACAGAGUAUUUUAUAAAAGUAUGUCUUCCAGACUGGCAGCAAUUCAUGUGAUGCAUGCAUAUAUUAUUGUAAUAUUAAAAUAGGCUUUAAUAUGAUUAUUUUGUUGAAUGCAGGUGUAUGGUUAAUCUAUAUGUAUAAUGAGUCACUGUAAAUGCAGCUGGGUUGAAGCUAGUGGCUAAACAUAGACAUUACAGUCUUUCCCAACCACAAGGAUUAUUUCCAGCUACAGGAGAGCAAGCAACUCCUCUUGGCUCGUUAUCAUUUUACACUUGACCGCAAGGUACAAUAUUUGCAUGGAAAUCUGAUAUGUCUAAGUUCACACAAGCGCCGUCCUUCACCAUACAUUUGCUGAAAUUUAGCCCAAGCCUCAAGCUUAAUGUAUUAUCUUAAGUAAACAGGUUACGCCGCAGUGCAUACCUACGCUCAGCGUAUUCCAGACAGGUGGAACCGUAUCAACGGAUGGCAGCCAGUCAGUCGUGUUUACUAGAGUCAUUCACCAUUUGCUGCUAGCUCCUCCCCACCAACCAGCUUCCAGCCUGUUCCUGAGCUCCACCAGACCCCCUUUCCUCUGCUCUCCCUUUCCCAGUGGGGUUGACUUACGGUGGGAGCCUCCAGCAUCCAACCCCUGCAUGGGCUUCCAAGCUGUUCCCAGCCAGGGGACACCAUGCCUCCUCACGGGGGGUGCGGCCAUAACUAAUGAUACCCAAUCGCCAGCAUGGCAGGCCCUCACACACUAGGCAUGCAUGGAGUGGAGCAGGGCUUUCACAGUGUUAAAUGAUUUGGAGAUUCAUUCGGCUGCUAUUGUCGAGCCAUUCUGUGUUACGGACAGACACAAAGUGGUUUCACUGUAGCAGCAUGAUAUGGAAUAUAACAUUUGAAUUGAUUUAAACUACGUGCUGACUAUUACGUUUAUGGGUUAAUGUUGCAUUUCAUUGGGGAUUUGAUUGAUCUGUCCAUGGUUCAUUCUUCAGGAUUUCUAAAGCUGUUAUGUAAUCUACAUAUGACCCACUUGGAGUUGUUGUUUUCAUGAUAUGGUUGAAUAAAAGUAAAUCAUAAAUAGAGAAGUGUUGGGUUAUGCACAGUACAUGUAUAAAUAUGCAUCAUGCACAUCUGCACUCAUAGCUACCGUAUGCAGCAUGCACGGUCACCAUUUAGCUUUCUCCAACUUCAAUUCGUAAACGAGGGGGGGGGGCGUUACACACAAUGAUUCUUAGCUUAACAGCCCAGCCAUAUAAAGUAUUCUAUGGACUCUCUCCUUUAUCGUUCAGGAUGCAUUAGUGGUUGUGAACAAGCAAUGGAUGUGUGCAAGUAACAAGCAAUAUGUUCUGUCUGCAAAGCAAUAAGUACCCAUCUAUCUGCAAACCCUCUCUCUGGAGUCUGACUCUGCACCUUUCCGGAGUCCUUUAAAUGUGGGGAGCUGAGGUGGAAGCAGAGCUACAUAGACCCAGAAUUGUUGUUGUUGUUGCAAUCUCAGGCUCUUCUGAAAGAUAUUUAGGACUAUUUUCAGACCACUGAGCUUUUAUUAAUUCUCUCUUCUCUCUCCUCCUGCACUUCUCCGACAGAGGAAGUUGCAUUAGCGAAUCAGAACUCUGAGAACCCUAUCCACUCAGAAUAAAAGCUUGAUUAGCUCUCCAUGACCUUUUACUAUUGGACGGAUUCAAAUGUUAUUUUACAGACACAAUUCCAGCAGGGCCAUACUAAAGGAAACACAAACCUACAAGCAGUUAUCAGGGCUGGCCUGCAAGAGUGGAACCCCAUCUGAGCUCUACAGGCUGCAAGCACUAGGAUAGUGUUGCUAAUGCUAGCUGAACGAUGCUGACGUUGUGACACAUGGAUCCUUCAGGCUCCAGGGAGUCUCCAUGAGGAGGGAGAGCCUCUGAGGCUUCAAGGGCAAACACAGCCUGGGGCCAAGCUGACAGCUAGCGAGGCACCAGGAUGUCGCCAGGCUAGCGCCUUGGCUUGCCUCCUAUAGUGGAAUGAAGCACUGUAAUUGGUUGAGAUUCCACCUUAAUGUCCCUCUUCUUCCCAUCCUAGUGCUGAGCGAAUGUUGACGCGCAGGUAUAUCUGACCCACGGGAGACAAACACUGCUGACUGUUCUAAAUAGUGACACCCUCCGUGAGUAUCAUUUACCCGGUGAAGGGCCUUUUUGGCCCACAGGUAUGCCAGAGUCUUUUUGCCGCGGGCCUCCGUACAGUGAAUCCUACACCAAUACUGUCACAGUAAGCCCGCUGGUUUUGGAUGGCCUCAGUCUAUGCUGGACAGUCAAAAGUGAAUUAAAGCUGACGAAGGCUUACUGGCCCAAAGUUUUGCCUCAGUUUCUCAACACUGGAUGAUGUAAAAUAUAUACCACAGCAGGACAGAGGAGCCAUGUAUAUCUCACAGUCGCCCAUUCUGUGGUUGUAGGUGCUGGACCAAAACAAUUCUUAUCAGGAGAAAUUGAGUACACGUAACUGAUCGCACACAGUGGGAAUGUCAGACUGUGGACCAUCAGCUUAGUGUGCAUACUCAAUCUCUACUGAUUACACUGUAUAUACAGCACCCUAAAAGAGCUGAAUGACUGUUCUUUGUAAAACUUCCUUAAACUCAACUAUUCUACAACAGGUUAUCUGAAUGCAACCUGGUAGACAUACUUGGGUUUCAUCCUUAGCAAUAUAUUGUGUAUGAUUUGUUUUGUACUGUAUUCGGAUUGGAAGUUCUUUCAAAAAAGUAGCGUUUGACUGAUGAAGUGCUUUCAGAUUCAAAACUGGCCACACACUUCUUCCCAACAGAAAACGUCCUGUGUUUGAAGCUUGUGCUUUUCCGGAUACUAUGUAUGGUACAUACACUCGUGUAUUCAUGUCAAAAAUGCAUUGUAUUCAAGUGCUUUGGCAACACAUUAACAAUGAUGAUUGAAGAUUUGUGAUUCCUGUGCAGCUUAUGAUCUGCAAAUCAUGUGUUGUUCCAUACUUUUGGUAGUCGACUACCUUUGAUUGCUAUGUACUUGUGUAUAUAUAUUGUACCACUUGUCUGCUUUAAAAAUGGUUAAAUACUUGGUUUCUAUAAGGGCUUUUUAUAGACUUAAACAAGAAAAACACAUCUUUCUCUUGUUUUGCGUUAAGUGGAGAGCUACCAGUGUUUGGGUCACCCAGAUUGCGGUGUCCAAAUUAAUUUUCUCAGACAUCUCCGAUUUGGCUGAAUCUGUUUCUCUUGGUUGUUAGCUGGCAGAAGCGUUCCAAACCCCUGGAGUAUGUGAAGUUAUCUGACAGCAUGCGAGGCUAAAGAGGGGAGGCCUACUCCUUGUUCUAUCAGCUAAAAGUCCCCCCUUCUUACCACACCUUCCCCCUACUCCGCUCCGUAAAGCAGGGCAAAUACUGGUACUCUUUUUUAAUCUUAACCUUAAGAGGGGGCCCAGUAUCAGCAAGACUUCAUUACCAUUAAGCCGCCAUACCCACCUCUUCCUCAGCAUCAUGAAAAGGUAUCAGUGGGUGCGUAAACUCUUUAGACAAGGAAGAAACCAUAGGGAAGAUUUUAAUUGACGUCCUUAACCAAGCAUCUAUCAAGUACCUUUGCAAUGCCUGUAGACUUGGUCAAUAAAAUAGCCCAAUUAUAAAUGUAAAAUUUGAUUGUUUUAAAUGAAAUUGUCAUCUAAUUUGAUUUAUAUUCAAGGUCCAUGGCUUUUAAAUGAAUCCAAAAAUUGGUUUGGACACCUCUUAAUAUGCCCAGGCUGUCUAGAUAGAAUGGAGAUACAAGGUAAUUAAGGUGCUGGAACAUUGCAUGUUUUGACCAGAAAUUAUAUUAAUUUAGCUGACGGGCCUGUACUAAUUAUACUGCCCUGACAUCUAAAAAUAAUCUUUGUUGUUGCAGGUGUUCUUAUGUUCUCUGUUUACAUGUGGUUUUGAUUAUGCAGUUCUUUAUUCAUAGUUAAAGGCCACGAGAAAUGGAGCUAAAAAUGUAUAUUUAAUGUCUAGAAAAAUGUGUAGGCCUACAUGUGAAUAAAUGUGUACACACGAACACACAUGCAUUCAGUACAGUACACACUGACACAGUAAAUACAAUUCCAGAAGAACAGGCAAGACAAAUGAAAAGCAUAUUUUGUGUUCAUUUGGUGCCUAUCAUUCACAUUGUAUAAGGAAGGCAGGCAGUGUCAAAAGAAGAAAAAAAAUGGAACCCUUUGGUCUGGGCAAGUACUCCAUGAAUUCAGCAUUUAUCUGGGCAUCCCUCUCUCCUAGUGCCCUGCAUUUGUUUCGUUCUGCCACCGCAUCCCCACAGAGACCCAGGCCAGCUGUCACUGAUGUUUGACUUCAUUUAAAUGUCUCCAGGGUCUGGACUGACUCCAUCAGAGAGAGCAAAGAGCCAAACGCCACAAACCACAUCCCUCUCUCGCAUCCUCCCACUCCAGUAGUGGACAACCUGAGGCAAUGUCCUGAAUUAGGAAUGUUAAAUGUUCAGGUUAAAAGACUGAAAUACAUAGCAGCAUACUCCUGUUAUAGAGCAUUAAUAUAACUACACUAAAGGUUUACAGGAUGUUGCAUUUGGGCAGCAGAUCAGUUGAUUAGAGUUCCAAUGAGCUCCUUCCACAAAGACAGAGGACAUUGAUAUGAGGGGAAUUAAAAAACCCUCCCACUCAAGCUUAACACUUUAGUUCUAUGCAGAUCAAUCAGUCUCAUAAAGAAACCCUCAUAACAUCAACAGGGUCCUUUCAUUCCCUAGCUGUUUACUUACAUUUUAAAAGAGGUCAUCAUUGAUGACGACGAUGAUAAUGAUGAUGAAGAUUGUUUCCGUUUUUACAGCACUAAUUACAAAAUAAUUUUUGAGGAAGAGUCAAGGUCAAACUUAUUGUCUGGCUUUUUAACCAUCUGUUUUUAGAGGAAACCUUACUAAGUGUUCUUUGUAUGAACUUGAUAAAAAAUUAAAAUGGUGAGACUA
Oncorhynchus kisutch (coho salmon) is the source of this 9662-nucleotide messenger RNA. Its product is annotated as protein shisa-8. The record is from RefSeq and is a predicted model, not a curated record. The transcript has 5 exons. Bases 2303 to 3682 code for a protein of 459 amino acids. Gene Ontology annotation, cellular component: postsynaptic density; AMPA glutamate receptor complex; postsynaptic membrane. Gene Ontology annotation, biological process: regulation of AMPA receptor activity; regulation of short-term neuronal synaptic plasticity. Lineage: Eukaryota; Metazoa; Chordata; Actinopteri; Salmoniformes; Salmonidae.